AUGCAAGGCCUGCCUGUUCGGUUUUUCUACGGCAUCUUCAGCAACAGUGCCCGGUGGAUGGUCAUUUAUCGUAGAUCCUGGGCUCCAGAGAAGCAUAGGUCCUCUGCCUCUACCAUGGACAAGCUCAGCGGGAACAAGGCUCGGUUGGGGCCACCCCUCCCACCCCCCAGAUGUGUGGACCCCCCAGCUUGCAGAGAAGAUGCCCCCAGCCCAUCUCCUUUGCCUGAUCCAGAGACCUGGAGACACUGGGAGGAGGAAGAGGAGGAUGAGGAGGAUAAAUAUGAGCUGCCCCCCUGUGAGCCUUUGCCCUUCACUCUGGCUUCUGCCCACCUUCCUGGCACAGGGGAAGACUCCUUGUACAUGGAUCACUGUGGCCCCCCAGACUCAUCCAAGCCAUCGCCACCCCUGCCUCAGCCCACCGCACUGAAGGCAGCAGCGAGCCCGCACGUGGCCGAGGAGGGACCUCUCUUUGGGAGGCGAGAGUGGAGCGCAUGGUCCAGAGUGGUGCCAGGCCCUCCAAAGAAACCUGAUGAGGAGGACAUCUACCUGGAGUGUGAGCCCAAUCCAGUCCUGGCCUUGACCCAGACUCCGAGCUCCCAAGUCCUGAUGCCUCCAGUCCUUCUGCCAAGGAUGUCAUUGGUGCCCAGGCCCACCAUGGCCUCCCAGGAAGUUCAGAAUGGAGCAGCAGACGCCACUUCUAAAGCAGGAAAGAGACUGUCUCUUCCCUCUGCAGCCCCCUCCGGGAGAACCUCAGCUGCCGAGGACAGCAGCCUGCUGACUCAACCUUGGUACUCAGGGAACUGUGACCGUCAUGCUGUCGAGAGUGCCCUGCUCCGUUUACAAAAGGAUGGGGCCUACACUGUGCGCCCCAGUUCAGGGCCUCACGGGUCCCAGGCCUUCACCCUGGCAGUGUUCCUCCGAGACCGGGUCUUCAACAUUCCCAUUCGGUGGCUCGAUGACAGGCACUGCUAUGCCCUGGGCUGGGAGGGCAGGAACCGCGAGGAGCUCUUCUCCUCCGUGGCCGCCAUGGUCCAGCACUACAUGCAGCACCCCCUGCCCCUUGUGGACAGACACAGUGGCAGCUGGGAACUCACGUGCCUGCUCUUCCCCACCAAGCUGUGAGGCCACAGUGAUGUACCCAGUCACCCUUGGCCCCUGAGCUUGCUCCCUGGCCCUCCCCAGGCUCCACCACUCCAGUCCCUCCCCUUCCUUCACCCCAGUCCCUGCAGGCUCCAACGACAGGCACUGGGCAAGGUUGCCCACAGAGAGGAAGGGUCCUGGAGACCCCACCCCGUGCUCACCCAGAGCCUGGCACUGCCCCUCCCUGCUGCCUCCCCAGGCCCGGAGCCCAUUCCUAGCCUGUUGUUUACUGCAGCGAGGUCCUCCCUCGCUGCUCUGGAUGAAGACAUGGUGGUGGCCUAGAGAGGUCGGCCUCCUCAGAGAAGCCAAGCCUCAUGGGACAGCACAGAGAAUCUUCUCACAUUCUCUUGGGGGUUAGCACACUCUGGGAGGGACUGGGCUUCCCUGCACAUGGUUUGCUUUCAAUAAACAUUUGUUGGAUCUGGUA
Messenger RNA from Lemur catta (Ring-tailed lemur), 1567 nucleotides. RefSeq names its product SH2 domain containing 6 (gene SH2D6). Gene Ontology annotation, cellular component: cytoplasm. Gene Ontology annotation, biological process: cell surface receptor protein tyrosine kinase signaling pathway; intracellular signal transduction. The record is from RefSeq and is a predicted model, not a curated record. Lineage: Eukaryota; Metazoa; Chordata; Mammalia; Primates; Lemuridae.